AUGGCGGACCCUGUCGACAAUGCUCCGUGGUAUCUACAGGAUCCAAAAGAUCCCGGGACGGUCGAGCCCUUCAUGGUGGCUUUCCGAAACCUGCAGGAGAAUGGAAGGGAACUAGAGCAAUACCUACAAGUGGAAGGUCGUCAGUUCCACAGCAUCGACUUGUGCGGGUUCAUCAAGCGCGCGUCCAUCGAGUCCCGUCGGAUCAACCACUUCUUGAUGACCAUGUCCGCACUCCCAGCAAAUGAACGACCACCCCUCCCGGCUUCUUUGGAAGAACUUAUCCACGAGUUCUGGGACAUCGACGCAAUUAUAGGCCAAGGCAUGGAGCCUGCGGUGACCACACACAUCACUGUGAAGGACUUGCAAAUUCAGCUGCUCCAGAUGGGGAUCAUCCCAGAAUUUCACUUUCCAUCCCUGACCCCACUUGACGGACAAUUCCGGCUGGCUCGUCAGUCGGUCUGGAAGAUGUACGAUAGCGCACUGGAGAGAUUCGGUCUGAAUGCAGACAUCACGCGAACCAUUGGUCAUUAUUGUGACUUCUUUACGCUUCUGGCGGCGAAAUUCGACGAGGCUGCUGCCAAGGACCAUCAUGUGCUUUGUGAAACCGCGCGCCUCGUGCUCCUGCGCUACGGUGUUCCUGGGCUUCCGGGUGGUCCGCCUCUU
Mesorhabditis spiculigera is the source of this 663-nucleotide messenger RNA. Lineage: Eukaryota; Metazoa; Nematoda; Chromadorea; Rhabditida; Rhabditidae. The record is from the annotation of a GenBank genome assembly.